This is a messenger RNA of Phycomyces blakesleeanus NRRL 1555(-), 666 nucleotides long. RefSeq lists its product as hypothetical. The transcript is spliced from 4 exons. The record is from RefSeq and is a predicted model, not a curated record. Lineage: Eukaryota; Fungi; Mucoromycota; Mucoromycetes; Mucorales; Phycomycetaceae. Bases 1 to 666 code for a protein of 221 amino acids.
AUGGCCUUCACAUCAAGCUGGCUUUUACCCAAUAAGGGUACCCCUUCCAAAAUCGAGGUUUUCGUUGCAUGUAUUAGCUCCGAAAUUACCACGCAGUACAAAGACUACCGCCCAGCAGAUCGUCCCGAAAAUUUACCGAAGCAAAAAACGAGUUCAUGCCUUGCUUCCCGUACUGUACCCCAUAUUUCUGAAGAACAGUGCAUCCAUUCUACUCCUGCUCAUGUCGCUUUUUGGGAUACUCGAGCCAGCAACAUCGUUUUCAAACUUCCUGGUGUACAUGUUUCUACACUCCCUGCUCCAGACUAUCCAGUUCACGUACCUACUCCAAACUCUUUACCUAUGAGUGAUACACCUGUUCCUGUUGACCAUGCUGACCCUGGUGCUCUUGGUGCCGUGAAUAUAACCGCGUUAAUUGUCACCUUCACUACUGCUCUUCAUAGCUCGCAGCUACCUUCUCCUGCUGGCGCCCCAGCCCCUGCGCACGCCAAUAUUUCUCUAUCUCUAUCUGUCCACAUAGAGCGCCCAAUUUUUAUCGUGUGGCUCCGUAUGGAAGACACUGCUAACAGGACUUCGAAUUGGCGCACGUUUACACACUUGCUUAAUGAUAAUUUCUAUCCCAUCCAUGUUACCCAAGAUGUCCGUAAUAGAAAUCGUUCUUUGUGCUAG